UGGACCACACCUGCUCAUCAGGAAGCUACAGUUAAAUACUUCAAGCUCCAACGUGCUUGCAAAGAAAUACAGCGUCUGAAUAUAGAAGUCCGUCGUCUGCGCACGGCAAUACAUGAUGAAAAAACCAAGACCAUUGCAACAAUUGACCAACUCCUCAUCACAAAUUCCCUGCUUGCCGUGGAGUUGAGAAGGAGGUGGCAGGCACGUGCUGCUGUCAAUGCUGUCCAUCUUUACCAACUAGAUCGAAUUGAGUCACAACCUGCAUUUUCGGGC
Molecule: messenger RNA, 273 nt
Organism: Suillus bovinus
Lineage: Eukaryota; Fungi; Basidiomycota; Agaricomycetes; Boletales; Suillaceae
Exons: 1
Source: RefSeq, a predicted model, not a curated record